Messenger RNA from Lacerta agilis (Sand lizard), 829 nucleotides. Its product is annotated as methyltransferase-like protein 5. The transcript has 8 exons. Gene Ontology annotation, molecular function: rRNA (adenine-N6-)-methyltransferase activity; nucleic acid binding. NCBI's taxonomy places the organism in Eukaryota, Metazoa, Chordata, Lepidosauria, Squamata, Lacertidae. Gene Ontology annotation, biological process: rRNA methylation. The record is from RefSeq and is a predicted model, not a curated record. Bases 138 to 794 code for a protein of 218 amino acids.
CUGCAGCAGCAAGAGGAACUAAAGCGAGGGGGCUGCUGUUUCUUUUGUGUACGGGGGAUCUCUUAAGAAACAGCACAAAGCGGAAAUGUGAUCUUUCGUGGCGUGGAAGCUGCAGAGAAGAAGCUUAAACUGUAAACAUGAAGAAGUUAAAACUUAAAGAACUAGAGAGCAAUCUUCAACAAGUUGAUGAUUUUGAGAAUCCAAAGCUUCUACUUGAGCAAUAUCCAACAAGACCACAUAUUGCAGCAUGUAUGCUUUAUACAAUUCACAAUACUUUUGGUGAUAUUGAAAACAAGACUGUUGCAGAUCUUGGGUGCGGUUGUGGUGUGUUGAGCAUUGGAAGUGCCAUGUUGGGAGCAGGGUUAUGUAUAGGAUUUGACAUAGAUGCUGAUGCCUUGGAAGUAUUUAGCAAGAAUGCUGAAGAAUUUGAGCUGACAAAUGUUGAUUUGGUCCAGUGCAAUGUGUGUUCUUUGUCUGACAGAAUGCCAAAAACCUUUGAUACAGUCAUUAUGAAUCCUCCCUUUGGAACGAAGCACAAUAAAGGCAUGGAUAUGGCUUUUCUCAAGACAGCAUUGCAGUUGGCAAGAACGGCUGUAUAUUCCUUGCACAAGACUUCGACCCGACAGCAUAUCCAGAAGAAAGCAGAUGAAUGGAACGUGAAGAUGGAAGUUUUAGCAGAACUGAGAUACGACCUACCAGCCUCGUUCAAGUUUCACAAGAAGAAAUCGGUGGACAUCGAAGUCGAUUUUAUUAGAUUCUCUUUCAGAAAACAGGAUGAACGGAGGAAUGAUUGAAAACAAAUCAUUUGUUUCUUUUAAAACAAAACCCU